Molecule: messenger RNA, 477 nt
Organism: Babesia sp. Xinjiang
Lineage: Eukaryota; Apicomplexa; Aconoidasida; Piroplasmida; Babesiidae
Exons: 4
Coding region: 1-477 (158 amino acids)
Biological process (GO): positive regulation of cell population proliferation
Cellular component (GO): nucleus
Source: RefSeq, a predicted model, not a curated record
AUGAGUCGCGAUACUGGUUAUUUCAGAGAUAAGUAUAAGAUUGGACAAACUAUCCGACCAGAACCUCAAAUAGGCUCUGUGGACUUUCCCGAGGAAUGUUAUGCCUCUGAUGUGGAUGAGGCUGAUGCUACUUUUGUGCGUGAGACCUUCGGACUGACCGAAGGUACGUCAGACGCUGUGCUUUGUUGCCCUGGUUGCUUUACUCCUAUUUGCUACAAAUGUAAAAUUGAUACUACCGGCAACUUCGAAUCCACGGAGCCUGUGAAUGUUACAGUGGAACCUCGUUCUAAAGAAGGCGCUAAAACAACUAUAGAUGAAUUCACUGGCGCCCAGCUAAGUAACAAACGGCACGCCGAAACCGAAAAGGGUACUGAUCGGGAUUACGUGGCCUAUUGCGACGAAUGUCGCCACGCUGUAGCAUCGGUAGAUGACAACGGCAUUUAUACAUUCCGUCGAGUUAUCGCAAGUCCACCGUGA